Colletotrichum higginsianum IMI 349063 is the source of this 744-nucleotide messenger RNA. RefSeq lists its product as uncharacterized. Lineage: Eukaryota; Fungi; Ascomycota; Sordariomycetes; Glomerellales; Glomerellaceae. Bases 1 to 744 code for a protein of 247 amino acids. The transcript has 2 exons. The record is from RefSeq and is a predicted model, not a curated record.
AUGGCCGGAAACUCCGCAGCUCCCGGCUCAAAUCCCGCUGCCCCCUGGCCCCUCCUCUCCUCAAGCAUGCCACGUGAAAUGAUGGGUCGAAUGCACUCGUUCUCUACUGUGGCGGCGCAUCACUGCCAGCGUCCCAGGAGCCCGGUAUCGAUCACGCUUCAACCACAUGCCCAUAUAGCCGUUUGCGGAGACCACCGCCCAGCCUUUUUGUCCUUUCACGUUGCUAUCAAGCCUCCAUACCCACGUUUCAUUUUCCGGUACCGCCAGCUUCAUCUUCCUCGUCGCCUCAUGGCUGCUUGCGGUACAAGGUUCCCAAGGCGCGCACAUGUCUUCUUUGAUAUGGCCGUCCUCUCACCCAUGAACGAAACAGCAGAUGAACCAACAGACCAUCCCAGGACGGUCUGGACUAUCCUCCCCCGGCCCGAGGUCACCUGCCUCUUGCACCACCCGAACCCGAACCCGAACCUGCUUCCGGCCGUACGCUCGAGUCUCCAGUUGCUGAAUCCUCCCCCGUUUGCCACACGACGAGACGCCGGCCUUUGGCAACUUCGCCAUCGCCCGCACCACGGAAGCCACAGAAAAAGAACUCUAUGCUCGAUCCGACUCUGGGAUACCGUUGAGAAGAAGCCUCGCCACGGGUUUGCCGAACCAAAUCGCUGGGGGUUCGUUUCCCUCCACCCCCCUCAGUCUCGUCGACUACCCGUUCUCCCCACGAGCUCUAGCUCUGCUACCCAUCGGCUCUAA